Messenger RNA from Episyrphus balteatus (marmalade hoverfly), 951 nucleotides. Its product is annotated as pancreatic lipase-related protein 2-like. Gene Ontology annotation, biological process: lipid metabolic process. Gene Ontology annotation, molecular function: lipase activity. The coding region runs from base 1 to 951 and encodes 316 amino acids. The record is from RefSeq and is a predicted model, not a curated record. NCBI's taxonomy places the organism in Eukaryota, Metazoa, Arthropoda, Insecta, Diptera, Syrphidae. The transcript is spliced from 4 exons.
AUGGCACCACUUAGAGUAAUAAAUGAUACCGUUUCCAAAAGGCCAAAUUUUCUUGCACUUCCCAUUGAAGAAAGGAAGGAUGUAUCUAAGGAUGGUUCUUUUAUUCCACAAAUCGAUGGGUCCUUGAAAUGGAUGUCUGCAGACGAAAUUAAAAAAGAACAACGUAAAUUGAAAGCGAGAAAUUGGUUCUUUGAUAGACCAGUUGAUUUUCACUUAUACACUCGGAAGAAUCCUAAAAAGUCGCAGAAAAUAUCUGCCAACAAUGCAAAGAGUUUGAAGAAAUCCAAUUUCAAUAGUGACAAUCCCACAAGAAACAUUAUCCAUGGCUGGUAUAACAACUACAACUCGGAUGUAAAUACUGAAAUCCGUAAAGCUUUCUUGGAAGUCAUGGACUGCAACGUUAUCUCUGUGGACUGGAGUCAACGGCAACAUGUCGCGUUGUUGGAUGAUCUUCAUGUCAUCGGUCACAGUUUAGGUGCGCAUGUGUCAGGGAUAGCUAGCAGAAAUGUGAUUGCCGGAAAAGUUCACACAAUCAUAGGCUUAGAUCCAGCCGGGCCACUCUAUGAAGAUUAUUCUUCGUCCAUAGACGAGUGUCUGACCAAAGAUGACGCCCGAUAUGUUGAGGUGAUUCACACCAAUGGAGGUAGAUUGGGUUAUUUGAAACCAAUUGGAAAUGCUGACUUUUAUGUAGAUGGAGGUGAAUAUCAGCCGGGAUGUCUCCUUAAAAGUAGUUGGAUAUGUUCUCAUUUGAGGGCAUUUUGGUAUUAUUCUGAUGCAAUAGGGGAAAACAGAUUUACGAGCAAAAAGUGUACAGGAUAUAAAUUUGCCAUUGUGAACCAAUGCCUUGAAGAAGAUAAUGAAGUCCAAUUGGGAGGUGCAAUGAAUUAUGAAUUGGCAAGUGGAGUGUAUUACACACCUGUGAAUGCAGUACAACCUUAUGGAAUGGGAUAG